Molecule: messenger RNA, 1376 nt
Organism: Vespa mandarinia (Asian giant hornet)
Lineage: Eukaryota; Metazoa; Arthropoda; Insecta; Hymenoptera; Vespidae
Gene: snsl
Product: snustorr snarlik
Source: RefSeq, a predicted model, not a curated record
AUAUCGAAUAAGUUCUUCCGCAGUUGACCUCGAUCCCCGAUCCACGUCCCUCCUUUCACUUUAAAACUUCUUCCCGGACACCUGACGAUGUCGAAGAACUUACCUGCACAUUCUGUAACGAAUCAGUCUGUAACUCAGUUUGCCCUGGUACACUUGUGUCUUAGUCUCUCCGGCUUUUACAUUUCACUUUCACUGAUUCGAGAAAGAUGGAAUCAUGCAUCCAUUGAAUACCUAAUGAAAAAAUCAAUAUAAGAGAUCAAACGUUAUUUAAAGCAAUGGCUACGUUCGCAAAGAUCUCGAUUUUAAGACUGAGCAUCGUGAUCUUCCUCCUCUGCGACUAUGCUACGAGUCUGAUUAUACCGGAAGAACUUCCUACGAUACUUUCGCUAAUUUAUUCGAACAUACCGCCAAUAAAAAAAGGAACGGACUCAAGACUUGGCAUUGGUUUUCGGCUCGGCGAACAUGCUGAUUUUCAAAUUCUCUUUGAAUUAGGACCUCAAACUGAUACCGAUCCAAUUGGUACCAACGAAUCCAAGAAAAGAAGAGACGCGAUGUACAUGGCUGCGAUGAAGGGAGAAUUAGGCCCUUUGGCACAAGCUAUAGCAAAAUAUCAAACUGAACGUAGGAUAUAUGAGGAAUUAGAAAAGCUCAAGAAGCUCGAGGAAAAGAUGAAGAAUGUUGAAGUUCAGAAUACGGAAAAUAAUAAAAAUGAUACUUCCAGCGAUUGGUUGGUAAACUGGAGUAAGGAAAUGUCAAAGUCCUCCGUGACUCAAGUGCCAUUAAAACAAGUUUCCAAUGAGGAAAUUUCUUUAAAUACCAGCGGUAGUAAUCAAAAAACCCAGUCUGCUGUGAGCAAGGAGAAACUAGAAGAACUAAAAAAAUUAUAUAAAUCAGUGACAGUUGAUAAUAAAACUUAAAUUUGUAUAUAAGACAAUGCUUACGCGCGACAUGAAGUCAUUUCCCGUAAUAUGUACUGUAAUAGAGACAAAAAAAAACAAAAAACAAAAAACAAAUUUCAUAUAAUAAUAAUUUACACGUAACGUUUAUUAUAUUUAUUAAUUAAACAUCUUUUAUACAAGCAACAGAAUUAAUAUUAAAUCUGUAACACAGCUUAGGCAAAGAGAAUUUUUGUCGAGAAGGUAUUUUCAUGCGGUAUUAUUUCUCUUUUUCUAAAUAUAUAUGUAUGCGUGUGUGUGUGUGUGUGUGUGUGUGUGUCUGUGUGUGUAUGUAUAUUGUGAAUAUUUUGUAUUACAUAUAUUUCUUUUAAUCAAAGCUAUGCUAAGCUUUCUAUGUGAGAUAAAUGUGAUAUUAAUAUCAUCUGAAGAAAAAGUGUAAUGGUUUGAUGAAAAUGACCUGAAUACAAAUAGUUACAAAUA